Lindgomyces ingoldianus is the source of this 1103-nucleotide messenger RNA. RefSeq lists its product as uncharacterized. Bases 1 to 1086 code for a protein of 361 amino acids. The record is from RefSeq and is a predicted model, not a curated record. NCBI's taxonomy places the organism in Eukaryota, Fungi, Ascomycota, Dothideomycetes, Pleosporales, Lindgomycetaceae. The transcript has a single exon.
AUGCAUUAUUACACUUUUUCUUCCUUCGCAUACUCCCUCGUUGUCUUUAUUCUGAUCUCUAUUCCCUUCACCAACUCCCGCUUCAACAACACCACUGUGGUUCAGUUGGAAACCCUCACCACGUAUCCUUUCCCGACCGUCAUAUCAGACGCCAUCUGGCACUCGAAGGAUUCUCUCCUUCUCACUUUUACUACUCCAGCUGAGCUCCAAAGCAUCACACCAAAUGCAAUUGCGGAUCCCAAGAAUCCAGACAAUAAGGCUGCAUAUCAAAUCUUGCACAGCUUUGAUGAGCAAGCCUGUGGCGGAAUUGCUUACCUCGGCAACGACAAGUAUCUCUUGGUUACCUCGAAUCUCCAAGUCUUCCCAAAGACAAACCCUGCGCCAGGAACCCAUUCACUCUAUAUUAUAAACUUAGAAGCCUGGACCGAAGGGACGAAGGGAGUCGUGGUUAAUAAGCUAGUCGGCCUCCCGGAGGCUAAAUGGCUCAUUAGCAUAGUACCUCUUCCUAAAUCGAAAAACUCUACACGCAAAUUUCCGUUGGUGCUCAUAUCCGAUGCGAUGGCCGGCUCCAUUCUGCAGUUUGAUCCAGAUACGAAACAGUCUGCAACCUGGUUUACGCAUCCGAGCAUGCAACCAAGCCCUAAAGCUGAUGUGCCUGUUGGGAUUAACGGCCUUCGAUAUUUCAACGGAUAUGUGUAUUACACCAACACUUUCGCCCACUCACUAUACAGGCUUGCCGUCUGCGACGAUAGUUGGACCCCGAAUGGCAAACCCGAGCUCAUGAUCCAAGAUCCGGAAUUUCCGCAUGGCGCCAACUUCGAGAUACAAAAAGCUCCCGGUGUGCCCCAGCUCUAUGUCACUGGAUCUAAUCGCGUGGUCAAGGUGGCCAUGGUUGAUGGUGGAAGGUGGACUUGGACGGACAUUGCGGGCGGAGCAAAUGAUACGAUUGUGGCUGGCGCGACAAGUGCGGUGAAGGGCCGGGUAGGCCUUAAGGAGAAGAUGUGGGUGGUUACUGGAGGUAGUUUGCUGAGCCCCUGGAUCAAAGGGUUUAGAGAGGGAGGGAAAGUGGUUAGGAUGGAUAUCUGAGGCAUGGAGAAGAGGUU